CCGAGCUCCGGCAACAUGUUGGACCCGACGAUCGUUUUCCUAUGGGUGCUUUGGCUGCCACUAAUCCAGUACAAUGCAUUGGUUUCUGGCGAAGAUGCUCCACCGCCUUUCCAGCGAAUAUACCAAUCGGAAAGGACAGUGCGCCAAUCGAAAGCCCAGGAGAUGGGAAGCCAUGUGAACAAUAGCAUUGAUCCCUGUGUGGAUUUCUACGCUUAUGCAUGCGGCAAUUGGAAGUCAACAUCCACGCCUCGGGAGCAACUGCAGCAGCAAACGGACCGGUAUCUUAUCCAGCUUUUAGAGGAGGCAGUGAGACGAGAGGACAGCGUCAUAGCGCGACAGGCCAAGGAGUUCUUCAAGUCCUGCGUCUCGGCACAGGUUCAGCAGAAUCAACAGCAACAGAAUCAGCAGCAGCAGAGCCAGCAGCAGUUCCUUAGCGACUUCAUCAGCCAGAAUGGAGGAUUCCCAGCGGUUCCGGGCUCCCAGUGGGCGGUGCAUCACCACGAUUAUGACUGGCUGAGAGUGCUGGGAACCCUACGAUUUCGAUAUGGAAUGGAUAUUCUCAUCGGGCUCCGUGUGAGUUAUAACUAUGGAAAUGUUAACGAAAACAGCUUGUACUUAAGUGAGCCCAGCACUUUGAUCCCUCGGGAACUGUGCACCCAAAAUCGUUCAGAUAUCAGGGACUCUGUUUACGAACCACUGGAGCUUCGAGUGGCCUCCGAACUUAGGGCCUGGUUGGCCUUGGGGAAAGAGGAAUCCGCACGCCUGGCAGCCGACAUUCUCAACUUCGAGCAUGAGCUAUGUGGUGGAAUGCGUGGGGGAUCCUUUGAUCUCUGGGAUGGCGAGGAGCAGCUCUACCUGGCGAACUAUACCCGCAAAAACCUGCGUGAUUUCUCAAAUUCGUUGGAACUAAAUCUGGAAUCAUAUGUAAGGGCCAGUUAUGGCCAGGACAUCUUUAAGCCCGUUUACAUGGCAGCACCGGAAUAUUAUCUCCAGCUAAAGCGCACAGUGGCUGCUCAUAAUAUAAGUAUGGUUGCGAACUAUAUUAUGUACAGAGCAUUGUCUGCUAUAAGUUUUCCUCUGGAAGAUCGUCCGCAGUUGAGGAAAAGAGAGUGCCUGGAACGAACAAAGGAACUGCUGCCAUCGGCUUUGGGAGAGUUAUAUGCCCGACAGUUUGGAACUGAAGAUAACAGAUCAGAUCUGGAACAGCUAUAUCAGACAUUAAAAGCAGCUCUGAGGCAAAGUUUGGAAGCAAAAUGGUUGGAGGAGGGCACCCGGCGUGUGGGUCAGGAAAAGCUACGAAAUUUGAAUUUGCAGAUGUCCAGCUAUGAGCGUCCAUUGAUUCUCAAAAUGCAGAUGGAGCGCGGUAACUAUUGGCACAAUCUCCGCCAGCUGUUGGGAGCGGUUCAGUCUCAAAGAAUAAACCGCCUAUCCGAUGAAUUCACGCCCCCACCCUCCGAUCCCGUGGAGGCUUAUGAGGACAGGGUGCGACUGAGACCAGUUCAGCGACGUUUGGAUAUGGGAUUGGCCCUGCUGCAGCCUCCUGCCUACGAUCGCCACUAUGGACACGCCUUUCGUUAUGCCACACUGGGUGUAAAACUGGCACAACAGUUGGUUAUGGCUUUCGAUGAUCCUCACUGGUAUGUUGGCCUACUCGAACGGGAUAAUUGGGACGGAGACACAGCCUGGCAAUAUCACAUUCGAAGCAAUUGCUUUGUCCGCCAGGUAGUCGAUUAUUUGAGACCCAAUGCGAGUGCCACCAGUCAGCUGAUCACGGAUAGUGGAGCCCUCAAUGUCGCCUUCCGGGCCUAUCUUAGCUGGUUGGGAUUUAAGGAGCCAAACAACGAUUUUACUUCCCUGACCAAUGAGACGCUACCGGGUCUUAAUUAUACGAAUACGGCGCUUUUCUUCGUGGCCUAUGCCCAGCAGCAUUGUAAUCUGGAGGAGAUUCGCCCAAAGGAUGACCAAUCGACACUAGGGGGGUUCCUGUACAGUGCACGACAGAAUCACACCUGGACCCGGUUGCAGGUGAAUGGGCCUUUGCGGAAUUCAGUUGAAUUCGCGAGGGAAUUUCGUUGUCCUAUUGGUUCACCCAUGAAUCCUGCCACCAAGUGCACUAUUUACUAAAAAUUAUUUGAUUAAAUCUAUUUUAAAUCUACAGCAUAUAAAUUAUAUAAAAAAUGUUUAAUAA
This is a messenger RNA of Drosophila rhopaloa, 2188 nucleotides long. RefSeq names its product neprilysin-4. Gene Ontology annotation, cellular component: plasma membrane. Gene Ontology annotation, molecular function: metalloendopeptidase activity. The transcript has a single exon. Lineage: Eukaryota; Metazoa; Arthropoda; Insecta; Diptera; Drosophilidae. The record is from RefSeq and is a predicted model, not a curated record. Gene Ontology annotation, biological process: protein processing. Bases 16 to 2124 code for a protein of 702 amino acids.